Syngnathus acus (greater pipefish) is the source of this 1473-nucleotide messenger RNA. RefSeq names its product transmembrane protein 163-like. The transcript has 8 exons. The record is from RefSeq and is a predicted model, not a curated record. Gene Ontology annotation, molecular function: monoatomic cation transmembrane transporter activity; zinc ion binding. Gene Ontology annotation, biological process: monoatomic cation transport; transmembrane transport. NCBI's taxonomy places the organism in Eukaryota, Metazoa, Chordata, Actinopteri, Syngnathiformes, Syngnathidae. Gene Ontology annotation, cellular component: synaptic vesicle membrane. The coding region runs from base 359 to 1246 and encodes 295 amino acids.
ACCGCCCGUCCGUCCGUCCAGCGCACAGUGCGGUGUAUCGCAUCACCGCAUCUGUCUCGCACCUGCUUGGCACGCCCUUGUCGAGUGUGCAGGUCACAAGUUGCUCUCCUGCCCAUUAUCGGAGAACAAAUCUUUUUUUUUUUUUUUCAGUCUCUCAAAGCCCUCCUCCUCCUCUUCCUUCCCCCUCCUCCUCCGCCCCACGACGAUUGAGCCGCCCGGCACUGGAGUCGUUAUAACCCUCGCGCGUGGAUGUCUAUUGCGCUCCAUCCUUCUUCUUCUUCUUCUCGUCGUCGCCGCCGCCUCUGCUGCUGCUCCACUCUCAAACUAUAAUAGAACUCAAAGCAAGCCAGCAGGAGCAAUGACAGACCCGACCAGCCGAGAGUCCUACCCAGUCCCGGACUUGACCAUAGUGGACCCGUCUGCAGUCACAGUGCGGAACGGCCAGCGCGCCCCGGAUGGCUUCGGCAAUAACCAUCACAACCACAACAACCAGCAACAGCACGUCAAGAGCCCCAUCCAGCAUGAGGCGCUCACCUCCGGACAAGAGAUGAAAAUCACAGACAAUGUGGAGGGAGAAGGUCUGUUGGAGAGCAGCAUGCGCCUGAAGCCUCACGAAGCUCAGAACUACAGGAAGAAGGCGCUCUGGGUCUCGUGGGUCUCCAUCGUGGUCACCCUCAUCCUUGCCGUGACGGCGUUCACCGUAUCAUUCAUGAGACACAGCGCAUCGGCCUUCGGAUUUGCCUUUGAUGCCACCUUGGAUGUUCUCUCAUCCAUCAUUGUGCUGUGGCGCUACAGCAACGCGGCCGCCGUGCACUCGGCGCACCGAGAAUACAUAGCAUGCGUGGUCCUCGGAAUUGUCUUUCUGCUCUGUUCCCUGUGUAUUCUUGGAAAAGCAAUUCAUAAUUUGGUUACCAGGAUGCCCCCAGAAGUGGAUGACUUCCUCUUCAGUGUGUCCAUCGUGAGUGGAUUUGUGUGCACCGUGCUGGCUGUUGCCAAAUUCUGGCUGGGCAAAGUGCUCACGAGCCGCGCACUCAUCACGGAUGGCUUUAAUUCUUUGGUUGGCGGUAUCAUGGGAUUUACCAUUCUUAUCAGCGCCCAAGUAUUCAAGGACCACCCCGAUGUCUGGUUCCUGGAUGGCUUGAUUGGAGUUCUCAUUGGUCUCAUCAUCUUGGCAUAUGGGGUCAAGCUUUUAAUGGACAUGGUGCCCCGUGUGAGGCAAACACGGAACUACGAGCGCUUCGAGUGAGCUUCAUUGACUGGUCACCUCCCUGCUCGCGUCUCUUUCCUUCGUAGCGCUUGGACAUGGGAUUUAUAGGCGUACCGUCAUCACAAGCGACUGUCUAUGCUGCAUUCAUCCAUUCUCAACACCGAUUUAUAAUUUGCUUUCUAAUACAAAGGCAAAAGAUUCAAAGUGUAGCAGCAUCGAGGCAACAACCGUAACUGGUCUGUAAAUGUAAUGUGUCAAAAAAACAA